Entamoeba dispar SAW760 is the source of this 732-nucleotide messenger RNA. RefSeq lists its product as uncharacterized. NCBI's taxonomy places the organism in Eukaryota, Evosea, Mastigamoebida, Endamoebidae. The coding region runs from base 1 to 732 and encodes 243 amino acids. The transcript is spliced from 2 exons. The record is from RefSeq and is a predicted model, not a curated record.
AUGUUUAAAAUAGGAGAUGGAUGUUUUUAUGGAUGUUCAUCAUUAAUAUCAAUUAAUACACCAACACCAAUUAAUGAAAUAGGAAGUAGAUGUUUUGAAUACUGUUCAUCGUUAACGUCAAUUAAUAUACCAUCAUCAGUUAAAUCACUUGGAUAUCAUUGUUUUUAUGGAUGUUCAUCAUUAACAUCAAUUAAUAUACCAUCAUCAAUUAAUGAAAUAGGAGAUGAUUGUUUUAAUGGAUGUUCAUCAUUAAAAUCAAUUAAUAUACCUUCAUCAGUUAUAUCAAUAGGAUAUUGGUGUUUUUAUGAAUGUUCAUCAUUAACAUCUAUGAAUAUAGAUAAUUUACAAUUUAUUAGUGAAGAUAGAAUAUUUAUGAAUGAACCAGUACUAGUUAGUGUUCAAAUACCAGAAAAUCUACAAAUAAUCAAUGGAAAGAAUAUUGAAAAGAAAGAUAUUAAUAAAUUUAUUAUUCCAUCUUCAAUUACUAAAUUAGGAAAUGCAUGUUUUAAUGGAUGUUCAUCAUUAAAAUCAAUUAAUAUUCCAUCAUCAAUAAGUAAAAUAGGACAUGGAUGUUUUGAUAGAUGUUCAUCAUUAACAUCAUUUAAUAUACCAUCUUCAAUUACAUCAUUUGGACGUGGAUGUUUUGAAGAAUGUGGAUGUGAAGAUGAAUUAAUGAAAAAUAAAACAAUACCAAGUUAUUGUUUUGAAUCUGAUGAAAGCUGGUCUGAUUAA